AUGAAUGGCGGAAGUGCAGGCCGCAUAAGUCCGCAUUUGAAGCAAGAGCAAUUUCUUUUUGUGCCCUAUGUGACCUGGAAAGUGCUAGUAAGGAGUAGCGACUGCACAAGUCCACAAGGUGCCAGGAUGCGACGAGUUUGGACGUGGCUUGGCUGGGGCUCGGCGAUAGCUGCGCUGUGGGUGGCGGCGCUGCAGGCCGACCUGAGUGAAGCGCAGCGCGGGGUGAUCCAAGCACUCCCCAUCUGGGCACUGGUGGUGUUCGGUUGCUACUCCCUCAGCGUCGUUGGCUACGAGAUCAUGUUCUUCCCUGCCUGUCCUGAUGAGGCAGAGAAGCUUCAAAAGGAUAUUCGGGUUGCUACGGCCUACCUGAACAAACACGGAAUCAGUGUUAGCAAGUAAUCAAGCGGAAUAAAGUUGGAAUGCUUUAUGAUCCACUUCUACGGCGCGCACCUCAAUUUUGGUCUUGGUUUUCCCCAAGGAUUCUCCCUGGGGACACAAGGAUUGGUCAUGUACAGUUAGAUAGUGAAUACGAUUGUGUAGGAAGGUGAAGCUCGCAACAGCCAGGAUUAUGGAGGUGAGUCCCUUCAAAGUUGAUGGUCGAGUAAGUACUCCUCAAUUAAACCGCCUUUGAUUCAUACUGAAAGGCCAGCCAGGGUCAAAGGGUGCACUAGGCUACACAUGCUUGGAUUGCAUCUACGCCGUGGCUUGGUCUUGCCGUAGACGAUUUUGGUCCUUGGGGCAGGCCACCUCCUGGCGCCUAGCCCGAACUAGUGACGGUAAAUGGCACUUAGUAGAUUGUUGGUCGUUUGCAGUGAUGUCCAAUGCGCUAUCGUUGGUCCUGCAGAUCAAUCUCCGGCUAUCACAUCCUGGACCCUUGAC
Messenger RNA from Klebsormidium nitens, 879 nucleotides. Lineage: Eukaryota; Viridiplantae; Streptophyta; Klebsormidiophyceae; Klebsormidiales; Klebsormidiaceae. The record is from the annotation of a GenBank genome assembly.